UUCAUCCUCACUGAGACACAAGAGCAAGAGCUUGCACAAAGACCAUGGAAGGUUUCAAGAUUGAGAGUGUGCUGGUGACUGGAAGUGAUCGAGGGAUUGGCUUGGGUCUGGUGCAGCGGUUUGUGGAGCUGCCGCAUCCUCCUCAGCUCCUCUUCGCAACCUGCAGGCAUCCUGAGGGCCCCGAAGGACAGGUGUUAAAGGAAAUGGCUACCAGAUGUUCAAACAUCUCACGUCUGGUUGUACUGCAGCUGGAUGUCACAGAUCCUCACAGUAUCAGAGCAGCUGCUGAGGAAGUAGAAAAGUAUCUUGCAGGACGUGGACUCAACUUGCUGAUCAACAAUGCCGGCAUUGCUUGUGCAACCACUCUGGCCUCAGAGACGGCUCAGAGCAUGGCAGCUGUGUAUGCCACCAACACCAUCGGGCCCAUGCAAGUCUGCCAGGCAUUCCUGCCUUUGCUGAAAAGAGCUGCCCUCAGGAACAUCUGCCUGGAGAUGUGCUGCAGCAAGGCGGCUAUUGUGAAUAUGUCCAGCAGCUAUGGCUCUAUCGCUACUGUUGAUGAGUGGGAAUGGCACCAAGAUAUCAGCUACCGCUGUAGCAAGGCUGCUUUAAAUAUGCUCACCAGGUGUCAGUCCCGGAGUUAUGGCAUCUGUGGGAUCCUGUGUGUUUCCCUCCACCCGGGGGAUGUGAAAACCCACUUGGAAGCAGAAAAGGGAGUAUUGACUGUGGACUCCAGCACAAGAGGAAUCCUGGAGCUGCUUUCCAGACUCUCUGCUAAGGACAAUGGGGCCUUUUUAGACUGGAGAGGACAAACAGUUCCUUGGUGAGGAGGCCAGAAGUAAAAAAAACCACCCUGCUUAAAUCCUGUGUGCGUU
Molecule: messenger RNA, 872 nt
Organism: Gekko japonicus
Lineage: Eukaryota; Metazoa; Chordata; Lepidosauria; Squamata; Gekkonidae
Product: C-factor-like
Exons: 6
Coding region: 45-824 (259 amino acids)
Source: RefSeq, a predicted model, not a curated record